AUGGUCUACCCCUCAGGUCUGAAGCUGGCGCUGCUGAUGACCUCGACCUUCAUCUCUAUGUUCCUGGUGGCCCUGGACCGCCUCAUCGUCUCGACCGCCAUUCCCCAGAUCACAAACGAGUUCACUUCGGCGGGCGACAUCGGCUGGUACGGCACAGCAUACCUGCUCACCAGCUGCGCCUUCCAGCUGGUGUUUGGGAAGCUGUACACCGUGUUCGCCGUCAAGACCGUCUUCCUGGGCUCGAUCGUCCUGUUCGAAGUCGGGUCGGCCGUCUGCGGCGCCGCUCCGAACUCCAUCGCUUUCAUCUUCGGGAGGGCCAUCGCGGGCGUGGGACCUGGUGGGAUUUCGGCUGGGAUUAUCGUCAUUAUUACCUAUGCGGUUCCGCUACAGCAGCGGCCCCAGUACCAGGGUUUCUUUGGUGCUGUCUUCGGCGUCUCGUCGGUGUUGGGCCCUCUUGUUGGUGGCGCUUUUACCACGAACGUCACUUGGAGGUGGUGUUUCUACUUGAACCUGCCCUUUGGCGGCGCCGUGAUAUUGUUCGUCUUCCUCCUGCUCCAUAUUCCUGAGAGGCCCGAGACGAAGGUCCCCCUCAAAGAGAAGCUCCGACAGCUGAACGCCAUCGGCCUCGUCUUCCUCCUUCCCGGAGUCGUCUGCCUGUGUCUGGCCCUUCAAUGGGGUGGCACUAUAUAUGCUUGGAGCGAGGGGCGGAUUAUCGCACUACUUGUGCUCGCAUUUGCGCUCUUGAUCGGCUUCGCCUUGGUGCAGAUUUGGAAACCCACACAAGCUACGGUUCCGCCUCCCAUUAUUUCUCAGCGUAGCAUCGCCUCCGGGUUCUUGGUCAGCAGCUGUGUCGGUUCGCACAUGAUGUUAAUCGUAUACUACCUCCCAAUCUGGUUCCAGGCCAUCAAGGGCGACUCGGCUGUCAGCAGUGGCAUUCACAUUCUCCCAAUGGUGAUUCCGCUGGUGGUCGCUUCCAUUGUCACGGGCAUCCUAGUUUCCCGCAUCGGCUACUAUACACCAUUCAUGAUAUUCGGCGUCUGCCUCACGGCUGUCGGCGCUGGGCUCUUCACCACGUUUGACGCGACUGCGACCUCGAAGGGCAAGUGGAUCGGCUACCAGAUCCUUUACGGCUUCGGUAUCGGAACUUCCGCUCAGGCCCCGAAUAUGGCGGCGCAGACGGUGCUGCCUCGCGUCGACGUGGCAAUUGGCGCGUCGGUCAUGUUCUUCGGCCAGCAGCUUUUCGGUUCCGUCUUUACGACGGUCGGACAGAACGUGCUCGACAACCAACUGGCUAACCGCCUUGCCAGUAUUGUUCCGGGCAUCAACCCCAAGUUGAUCCAGGGGUCGGGCGCCACCGAGCUCCUUCAGCACAUCCCCCCCUCGUCCUACGCCGCGGCGUUAGUCGCUUACAACGACUCACUGCGCGUAUGCUUCCGGGUCGCCCUCAUCAUGGCCUGCCUGUCCAUCCCUUGCGCCCUCGCAAUGGAAUGGCGUAGCGUCAAAAAGAAGCCCCAGCCGCCAAACGACGGUGGUGACGGCGCGAGGGCAGCUGAGGAGGGCAAGCAAGAGAAGGCCAGCGCUUGA
Molecule: messenger RNA, 1584 nt
Organism: Thermothielavioides terrestris NRRL 8126
Lineage: Eukaryota; Fungi; Ascomycota; Sordariomycetes; Sordariales; Chaetomiaceae
Exons: 5
Coding region: 1-1584 (527 amino acids)
Biological process (GO): transmembrane transport
Molecular function (GO): transmembrane transporter activity
Source: RefSeq, a predicted model, not a curated record